UCGUCCUGGGUCGGCAAUUUCAGCUGGUUUGGAAUUGUCGCAGCUUUAUUCAGGAAAUUGCUGACAGCUGAAGAUUCACCUCCCUGACAAACGGAUGCCAAUAGUUAAGAUGGCGGCGUAAAACAGCUUAAUUUUGCAAAAAGAACACGUCAGCCCUGGUUCCGGUUUACGAGCUCUAGGACCAAACAUGGCUGGGCGAGUUCAUAGUAAACGCAGACUUGAGCGUUUCCGGCUCAUAGAGUGCCAGUUCUAAAGAUGGCGGAGUCCGUGCUGGAAGUUGUGGAGAAGCUGCAAUCUAGAUUAUCGCUCAGGGCUGAGCCGAGGAAGCUGCAGAAGACACUGAAGAGACUUGGUGAUCUGCCUAUUACUGUUGAUAUUCUAGUGGAAACAGGAAUUGGGAAGACUGUGAACAGCUUGCGAAAGCAUGAAUUUGUGGGGGAUCUUGCCAAAAAUCUAGUUGCUCAGUGGAAGAAGCUAGUGCCCCAGGAAACGCCAAGAGCCAUAGAAUCUGAGGAGCGGGAACACAAUAAAAGCAGUGUCAAGAAGAGACCAAGGUCUCCAUCUCCUCGGUAUGAUGAAGAGGAGGAAUAUGAGGAAGAACUUUCACCAGUUUACGACAGCGAUGCUAGGUACAGGCAAAUUGAUGAACCACAGAGAGAAUUCAUAAAGGAGGAAAAGCAUUUGCGGCACUGUUCUGAUCAUGAGGACUCAGAUAAUGGUCAGGCAUAUUCUCCUGAACACAGUUACAGCCCCCCCAUCACAUACAAAGACAGAUCAAUCCAAAAACCAAAUAAAGAUCACAAAUCAUCUCACAAGGAAAAGCACCAACUAGAAAACAGGGGUAUAAAUCCAGAGAAAAAGAAAGAUAAAAUACACCAGUGGGAGACACAAAAAGAAUCCACAUCCUCUGCAGGAACGAGCUGUGAAAAGCUGUUGUCCCCUCCUACUAAAGACCAAAUAUGUAAGAAGGAGAAGAACAGACAUAGUGAAUCUAAAGGCCACUCCAUCAAUUAUGUAAGCACCAAAAAACAUAGCCACCAAGACAAAUCAAAACAUGAAAAGCACAGGGCGGCUGUGGACAUGCAGGAUACAGAGAUAGGCAAAAUACAAGUGGAGAGAGAUCCAGAGUCAACCAAUGAGAAGGGGGAGAAAAACAAGAGCAAGUCUGGAACAAAAGAGAAAAAGGCCAUUAAGUUAUUUGUGCCACCUAGUGACCCAGAUAUAGAAGAUGAGUUUGAGAAGCCAACAAUGUCCUUUGAAUCAUAUCUAAGUUAUGACCAACCCCAGAAAAAAAAGAAAAAAACAGUGCCCAAGACUGCGGCUGCAGAGCCUGAAAAGAUCAAAAAGAAGCAUAGUGAUAAUAGGUCAGACAACAGCAGGAGUAAGGACCUUCCCAAAAACAAAACCGUGACUCCUAACAAAGACAAAGCCACUAAGAAGAGAGAAUCAUCUUCAUCCACGAUAAGCAAGAUAGACCAGGUCCCAGUGUUACCUGAUAUUCCACUGCCUCUAAUCCAGCCAAAUUAUAGACCUCUCCCUUCUAUUGAGCCUGUGGUGUUCUUUCCCAAUAAACGGAAAGCUCCGUUGAUGUCUGCCCAGGAAGAGGAAGAAUCUGCAGGAUUUACAGGGCGUAGAUUCAACUCUAAAAUGCAGGUGUAUUCAGGAUCUAAAACUGCAUACCUCCCCAAAAUGAUGUCUCUCUAUGAACAGUGUAUCCGUGUCCUGGCUAACAACAUAGACUCUAUUUAUGAAGUGGGAGGUGUACCCUUUUCGGUUCUGGAGCCAGUUUUGGAAAAGUGCACACCAGACCAGUUGUGCCACAUUGAAGAAUGUAACCAUGUUUUAAUUGAAGACACAGAUCGCCUUUGGUUGAAUCACUGUCAAAGAGAUUUCAAGAAUAACAAGCCAGAGGAAUAUGAGACUUGGAGAGAACUGUACAUCCGCUUGCAUGAGGCUCGAGAACAGAGGUUGCGCCUGCUUACUCAAAAUAUCCGCUCCGCUCAUGCAAACAAGCCACAAGGCCGACAAGCAAAGAUGGCAUUUGUGAACUCGGCUGUCAAGCCCCCCCGAGAUGUAAAAAGGAGACAAGAAAAGUUUGGGACAGGAGCAGCAGCCGUCGUUGAAAAGGCCAGAAUUAAACCCUUCAUGCCCAUCAUUAGCACAAGUUACACUAGUAACCAUGGUCAAUCGGAGGAGCAGAGCCAGAGGUCAUUUGAAGGACCAAGCACCAGUAACGCAGUGUCCCCACCAGCCAGUGUUCAACCCAGUUAUGACUCACGCAAGCCACAAGUUAAAAAAGUUGCACCAAUGAUGGCCAAAACUAUAAAAGCUUUCAAAAAUAGAUUCUUCAGGCGAUAAGAUAAAAAGAUCAUGGACUAAAAAAUUUUUUUUUUUGAAAGAACACAGAAGACCUUUUUGGAACUUAAUAUACACGUCUCUCCUCCACAUAACUUUUACAAGCUGAAGAUUAUGUUUUGUGCUGUUACAUUCUUCUAUUUAUAGAAUUUUUAUAUACCAUCAGUUUUACACAUAAUGCUGACAAGGCUGGAAUUAUCGUUAUCAUUGUGGGGAAAUUAUUGUUGUAUCAUGUGAAUAUCAUCUGUCACCCUGCAGUGGCAGUGUGCUUGAGAUCAGUCUGAUUUAAAGUGCUUGUAAAGCAAACGUUUAGUCUUCUGUAUUCUUACUUUAUGUAAAGCAUGCAUCUGAUUUAUUUACAGUUCAUAGUCUAGGGGCGAGCUUGGCUCAUCCUAAAAGUCAAUUCUCUCUUUUUUUUAAAAAAAAUUUACAUUUUGUUAUGGGGAAGAGCCCCUUUACAUGUAUUUAUACCAUCAUUGACCUGUAUUUGAGUGUUGCUGUGUCAUUUAAAUUAGUUGUCAAUUGUUCUUUGCAGAGAGGUACUUUGCUCAGUAUCACAGGAUCUAAUGGACCAUUGUGCUGAAUUAUAAAAAAUGGUCGCAUGGCUUGAUUUUGGGAAUACAUAACAUAUAUGUGCUCCUGUGCAAUCCAGAUGACAGAUUUUUCCAGUCUAGUAUUGUACCUGUAUUUAUUUGUAUUUUCCAUGCAAAGUUCUGUGCAUUGAACCUCUGUCCUAGAGCAGAGAUGCAGUAAAAAAAAUAAAUCACUAAAAUAGGUGCAUUGAUAUAUCAUAGCAUAACCCAUGCGCUAGCCAGCAUUUCUGUAGCAGUUCAGUAUCAAGCCCAUGUCAAGUUGCAUUAAAGUUUCUAUGGGAAAAAAAUUCAAAUGGAUCCUCAGCUCAAAAGAUUUUCCACCAGGACUGAUUCAUUAUUAUAGUAGCAAUGCAUAUUUAUAAAGCGGCAACAUAUUAUUCUGCAGCGCUAUAAUAAAUACUGAAUAAGCCUAAGACUAUGUGGCUCAGGAAAGGAGCUAGAAUUGAUCCCAUAUAUAAAGUGAAGCCAGUUCUGCAGUUGCUGAACCAGUGGCUAAGUUGUAGCACCUUAAUUAAAGUGAAUUACUGGCUCAACUUCUUCUGUUGGUUGCACAUAUGUUUGUGAAUUCUAUCUAGUGUAACUAACAUCUGCUUACAGUACCAGAUCAUAAUGGUUUAAUUUUCCUAUUUUAAUUUAUUUGGGGGAAGGGGGGAGAUCUUGGUGCACACUUUAACAUGCCUGGCUUUGAGGCCAUAUGCUUCCCACUACUUUAGUCUGCCCAUAAAGAUGACUAACCUGUAGGCGGUGGGAAAGGAGCCCUAUAAAUGAUGUGGACUUUAUGAAGCGCCUGAUUUGUGUAAAUAAUAUUUUGUCGUUUCAAUCAGAUGAAAUAUUUUAAUUAAACAUAUAAACAAAUGAUUUUAUCCGGAUCUUAAUAAAAUGCAAACACUGGA
This is a messenger RNA of Xenopus laevis (African clawed frog), 3841 nucleotides long. RefSeq names its product elongin A L homeolog (gene eloa.L). The record is from RefSeq and is a predicted model, not a curated record. Bases 256 to 2358 code for a protein of 700 amino acids. Gene Ontology annotation, cellular component: elongin complex; nucleus. Gene Ontology annotation, biological process: transcription elongation by RNA polymerase II; transcription by RNA polymerase II. NCBI's taxonomy places the organism in Eukaryota, Metazoa, Chordata, Amphibia, Anura, Pipidae. The transcript has 11 exons.